AUGCAAUAUGAAACUGGCGAAGAUAUUAAUAAAAAUAAAUUAAACCUUAAACAGGCUAUUGACUAUAUUUCGGAUGCAUGGGGUGCAAUUGAUGAUGAAGUAGUCAUCAAUUGCUGGAAAAAAACCGGCAUUCUUCCUGCCGUUGAAAAUGAAGAAAUUAUUGGUGCUUCUGAAUUUCAAGAUGAAGAAAAUUUACUUGAAAAUGACGAUCUUGAUACACUUCUAGAUGAGUUUUCUAGAGAGGAUGAUUAUUCCGCAACUCUUACCUCUGCAAUGGUUGAUUUUUUUAAUAAUAUUGAUCAAACCAUUGCAACAGAAGAAGCAUUAAUGGAUCAACAAAUUGUAAACCUUGUUCAAAAUGAAAAUAAUAUUGUUGAAAAUGAUCAAGACGACUCUGAUGAAGAACCAUCUGAAAUAUCAACACAAGAGGCAUAUAAUGCCUUAAAAACUUGGUUAUCUUUUUUUGAACAACAAGAAUCUUCUGACUUCGAUAUGAAAGAUAUAAAGAUCUUUAAAAAAUAUAGUAAAAUUAUAAAUAGAAUUUUAUCAGAUUCGAAAAAACAAAGUUAA
Dentiscutata erythropus is the source of this 570-nucleotide messenger RNA. The record is from the annotation of a GenBank genome assembly. NCBI's taxonomy places the organism in Eukaryota, Fungi, Glomeromycota, Glomeromycetes, Diversisporales, Gigasporaceae.